This is a messenger RNA of Micropterus dolomieu (smallmouth bass), 2321 nucleotides long. Its product is annotated as surfeit locus protein 4-like. The record is from RefSeq and is a predicted model, not a curated record. Gene Ontology annotation, cellular component: endoplasmic reticulum-Golgi intermediate compartment; endoplasmic reticulum; membrane. The transcript has 4 exons. Bases 51 to 512 code for a protein of 153 amino acids. Gene Ontology annotation, biological process: Golgi organization. NCBI's taxonomy places the organism in Eukaryota, Metazoa, Chordata, Actinopteri, Centrarchiformes, Centrarchidae.
UCGCCCUGCAGACGGUGGCCUACAGCAUCCUGUGGGACCUCAAGUUCCUCAUGAGGAACCUGGCUCUGAGCGGGGGUCUCCUGCUGCUCCUGGCGGAGGGUCGAGGGGAGGCGCGCACCGUGUUCGCAGGAGUUCCUUCUCUCGGCCAUCAGAGUUCCCCGAAGAACCUCCUGCAGCUCGGAGGCCGAGUCCUCCUGGUCCUCAUGUUCAUGACGCUGCUGCACUUCGAUCUCAGCCUCUUCAGCGUCCUGCAGAACCUGGUGGGGACGGCCCUCAUCGUGCUGGUGGCGGUGGGCUUCAAGACGAAGCUGGCGGCUCUGACUCUGGUCGCCUGGCUGCUCUGCAUCAACUUCACCUUCAACGCCUUCUGGAGCAUCCCGUCGUACAAACCCAUGCACGACUUCCUCAAGUACGACUUCUUCCAGACCACGUCGGUGAUCGGAGGCCUGCUGCUGGUGGUGGCCCUGGGGCCCGGGGGGGUCUCCAUGGACGAGAAGAAGAAGGAGUGGUGAGGAAGAGCGGGGGCGAGGAAGCUGAGUCUCCGUGGACGAAGACGAACUGAUGACCGCCUGUUCGCAGGCUCGGUUUGUUUUCAGUAGCAGAUCAUGCUUCAGGCUUUUAUUUUGAAAAAUCUUCAUAAUUCUUUUCUGCAAGAAUUAUAGACGAACAGUCAACAAGAAAACAACAUGCGUAUUAUCAGAUUUAAGCACAUUUAGAAAUAUAUAUAUAUUUACAUAUAAAUAUUAUAACUUUUUUUAAAACCUCUGUGGCUGCAGGGUGGUGGAUACUUCCUGGGCGGCUGCAGCUUCGUAAAGACGUCACAUUCUGCUCAUCCUCAUGUUCCUCACUUUAUUUAUUUAGCUCGUACCAGAACAGGUUUACAUGGUGUCGCUGUCAUCCUGCACGUGGCUGCAGCUCCUCUUUUCUGUGUUGAACGCGAAGCAUCUCACUUCUAGUAGAUCUUUGUUUGGAGCUGCACAUGUGCAGUACCUCCGGUGAGGACGACUAGCCAAUCAGAAGCAGAGUAGGGCGGGUCCUGACCAGCAGUAAGGUAGUCGUUAGGCGAGCGUCGUGCUGCGCAGGUUAGAGAAGGAAAGGCUGUGUUGAGUUCAGGAGCAGAGUUUUCUGUGGGAGAUGGGAACUUUUUCACUUUGCAAACCUGUUACAUGCAUAAGAAAAGAUCUAUAACCCAAUAAAGCAGAGAGCAGAAGCAGAGUGUGACCUCUUUAAAGCGACUGAUGCCAGCUGUGGGAGGGAAUUGAAUAUUUAAUCUGCCGUACUUCAUGAUAUAAAUGAGUUUGAACUGAUUUACAUUAGUUUGAAUUAGUUUCAGCUUGACUUUUUGAAGGAAGACUAACAGACCUGUUUCAGCUCGGGACGCACCGAAGUGAAAGCCGAAACCAAAUAUAAUGAAAAACUUUCCUGAACAUGUACUUUCACAUUUUUUUUCAUUUAUUUAAAAAAAAAAAAAUUUCCACUGCAUAAAUUAAAUAGUCAAAAUGAGCUUUUCCCUCACAGGGUGUGGAGAGACUAUUCACUUACCGUAAAGGCUUGAAUACGUGUGCACUCUUAAUCUAGGCGCGGCUAGCUUAAUCUCCUUCUCACAGACAGAAACACUCAGACGUGCUGGAGACAAUUCAGGCGUCUGCAAACGGUUUCCACGCUGCCAACAUGGCAACGGGACUGUUUGGUCGAAUCUAUUCGCUCUUUUGACUCAUCAGGCCGAACGCACAAAGAGCUAUUUCUGGUUGAUAACUGUUGCGGCUGAACAUUCGGUGCCUCCCUAGUUUCAGUUUGAUUCGUCUCCGUCGUCGUGGACUUUCAGCCUCACUUCACCUCCACAGUUUCUAACGGCUGCUGCAGACUGGAAACCCGUGACAUCAUCACACCUGAACAAACCGGUUCUGUCUGGUUCCACCUGCAGACCUCUGUAAGUGAGUGUUGCAGGUUUUGCGUACAUGUGAGACCAGCUCUGCUCAAAACCACGCGCUGAUAUUUACCCCCCAACUCGACCAAUCAGAGUUCCCCUGCGUGUCACAUGAUGUGUGUCUUAAUGUUUUCCAGACAGAAAUAUCCUGUUAUCUAGAUUCUAAUGAAGCUUCACAGGGAGACGCUGUGCUGACGGAGGCGGUCCAGCAGGUGGAGCUGCUUCUCCAUAAAUCUGCUCCACACUCAGACUGAAGCAUGAACUCUGAUGCUUUUUGUGUCUCGGUGUGGACGGCGUCUCUGUGUCUCUGAGUAUCUGUAAAGUUGUGACAAAGUGAACUAAUUUUCUAUCGUGUGUUUUUGUAGAAGAUGUUUAAUAAAUCAGUGCAGCAUUG